AUGGAUGCCACCGACUCCUUCCUAUCCAACGCGAAAUAUGGAUAUGACUUUGUCGUUUCCACCACCCAGGCGAGCAUCAAUUCGGAUCUUCUUCUUUUCUUGAGCGAGAGCCAGCAGCCCGUCCAAUACCUCUGCUUCCUGGCCGAUGAGAAUUCCAACCCCACGAAUAUGAUAACUUUGGACGAGUUACUCAAGCUCACGGACAACAUCAAUCCGUUUGAUAUUCCUAAGGGAACGGAUUACGCGGACGCGAAGAUCACCAAGCUUACGGCCGCCAGGUUCAUGGUGGGUAUUCAGAUCCAAAUGGGGUUGCCGCCCGGUGUUAUGCCAAAGAACCUUCCUCCUAUUGUUGAUCUCGGAGACGAUGCCAAAACUGUUAAGUUCAACAUGUUCUGCUCACAGUUUACCGUGAUUGAAAAUACCCCUGGCAAUGGGUGGACCCCGGGAACAUGGAAUGUCUGGAGCCAGCCGUCCGGAGAUCCGUGGUAUGUGCAAGUGAACGUCGACCUUGUUGUGGCCGACCUUGACAAGGAGCUGGACACUCCGUACCUGAACAACCAUCCGGAACUGAAGGCCCAACUGAAGGCUCAGCUUAUGAAUCUGUCAAGUACGGCCUUUAGCUUGCAGCAGCUAGUGUUUGAUCUGGACAAUGCUGUCUUGCAGACAGUGCCUCGGUUUGAGGGCAUCCCGGCAGGCUCUCAGGCAGAGGGCAUACUACAGCGGUCGUUUGUAUCCACCUACAGUGACAUUGCAAAAAGCUUCGGACUGCCUCUGGUCUCAGUUACUGCCGUCACGGGAACCCCUGAUACUUCACAGCUGCAGAUGACCAGCUUUGAAAGACAGGUCAGCCCUCUCAAGGACAAGAAUGGCGUUGUGAUCCCUAGUCCGAGUGAUUUGCAGAAGUCUGCCACCACACUUGACCAUCUCUGUGCCAUUGACAACAAACCGCUUCCCGGCGUCUCAAGCUUCAACUGGAACUGGGUGCUACCCGAGAACAUCAACGACAAGAGCGGUGUGGUUGCGAUCAACCGGAACAUCAUUGCUCAGAAUAUAUUUGACCAAUUAAGGCCCGCCGCUCAAAGCUGCUGUCUGCGCAUAGAACCUGAAGUUCAUGCCGAUUGGUACUGGGCCACAGGGAGCUUCGAUGUGGACAUAUAUGGAGACCAGACCCCCGAUACUGCCCAGGUCACCGACAGCGGCUCCAAAGUGGCCCUGAUUCAGUACUCUUGUGCUAAAAGUGACGACAGUCAGUCAGGCGCAACGUAUUGUGUCCUCGAUGUGACAUCGAGCUACACCUGCGAGGUGUACUUCGAGGAGCAAACCAUCACUGUGAAGCAGCACCUUCUCGUAUCUCUCCAUGCUCGAGUUGACUGGGAGUGGGGAGAUGCCAACGUCUUCGACAAAACAAUCACCGAUGAAUAUACCAUUUCAGUAGACGACUAUGGUCGUCUCAAGAUUGCCCGGACCAAGUCAACACCAGAGGACAAUUCAACUGACACCGACUUGAAUUUCUGGAACAAUCUCUUCUCUGGUAUCAAUGGGGUCUCCGAUAAGAUCAAGGAAAAGGUUACCUCGUUUGCAGCCUCUGAGAUGAAACCAACUACUCUUGAUGGAAUUCAAAACUUCGUCUUCCCAGGGGGUAAGGUGUUUACUUACAAAUCCCCCUGUUUCUCGGCAUAUCAAGACCUAGGGUGCGACAUUGUCUACGUUGACCCUGCCAGCAGUUUGAAAUCCCGAAGGGGAGUUAGGAAAGCGCUGGAGCCCUCUGAACCCACUCUAGGAUUGGCAUCUUCAUCCGAUAUGAUGUUGAACUACGUUCAGGGUGAAAUUGUGUCGCCGACAAACAAAUUUGAAGCGCUACAGACACAGGAUGGCCAUGCACUCGUAUUUGCAAUUGACUCAUCCGGGGUAUUCCACGUCAUUCAGGAGCAGAGCGGCUUGACAAGCACCGGAUGGCAGCUUCAUGAUCUAUCCACCGCAGUCAUUGAAGCUUACUUCCCGGGGAAAGCUGAUGCUGUGGUCCGAACAUUUGAUGUUGGCCAAAGUGCAAUCGAUGGCACUAUUAGUCUAGCAAUGGCUGUCUCUUCUGGUGGAACGGAUAAUCUAUUCAUGUCGUUGUUAAACCCCAGCGGAGAUACCUCCUGGGUUGACAGUCCACGCUGGACCCACGUUCCCUUCGAUGCCGUGACCGAGUGGCCUGACACUAUCACCAUCACUGGCAUUCUGUUUGCUGAGCUGUCCUCGUCUCAAUACUUGAUCGUUGACUUGGACCGUCUCAAUGAUUCUGCAGUGAAGAACAUUGUGCGCUAUUACAUCGACCCAUCCAAAGAAACCGGGUGCUUUUGGGUGAAACAUGACGUGCCAGUGGAUAUCGAAGAUGGCAAUUACCAGAGCUGCGUUGGCCGGGUCAGCAAUGCCUGGUCCGACGGUGUGUACACACUGGGGACCGCUCAUGACGCUCCUCAGCUUGUGUAUAUGCCUUUAUUCAAUGACUUUGGGCCAGGACCUGUUGCUCCACGCCGACUUUCUCUCCCUGGCUCACAGGUUCCCUCGGCGAUCACGACUGCACGCAAUGGGGAUAAGUCGUCCAGUUUACUUGCAACAACAGAUCUCUACGCCAUUAGCGGCUCAUCGCUUUACUAUUUCGCUGCCAACGCACAAACUGAUGGGGCAACGGCGAUCCCCCUCAUCACCAACGAUUUUCUUUCUGGAACCGACACUCUGCUCUCCAUGAUGAGUGAUGGGGUGACUACCAUUUGGGGCAAGAAUAGUAGCAACGAAGUCUACUAUGUCUCUUGUCUCAACACGGAGUUGACAAAGCCUGGGUCGUGGAGUACACCAGUCCCCAUUUUGACAAGCAUCGAGCGGAUAUCUGCUUACGUCAAUCGGAUAGAUGGGGGGAACACCAUAUUCGCGUCAGGCAGUGGACGGCUCUUCGUACUAACUCAGGCUACGAUCACCGAUGCCAAAGUGUGGCAAGCACAAGAUAUCAAGCUGGCAGCCCCUGUAACAGCGGAACCGCUGUCCUUCACCUCUUACACCACGAAUAUACAGGUAACGGACACAGAGAAAGAUGCACCACCUGGCAAAACCACCCUGAGCAUUGCCGCCGAGGUUCGCACUCCCGUCUAUAUGAAUGGACUCUACUAUGUGCUGGGACCCGACCCCGUCAAAGUGACCACGGACGCCGGUGGGUCAUUGUCUGUGAUUCAGGCAACCCAGGACCUCAACGCGGUAACCAUCACCGCCACACUUGAUGGUGGAAGCGUGGGCACUGUGGUCAAUCCGAUGGAUAAAUCGUUCCAGAAGCUCACUAGCCUGGAUUCCGCGGACUCGCUUCGCGCUGCAAGCUUCCCGACUAAUACCAUUGCCGGGGGUGUUCUUGAAGACACCUCGUCUACGCCUCUCGUGGCCCCCUCGACUGACGAUGACGAUGUCAAAACAAUCGCUUCCCACAUGACCAAUCUCCAGACCCUGUAUAACAAGGCCCCGUCAAAGAGCGUAUUGGUUUUCAAACAUAUGAACAGACAAAGACGCUCGGUUCUGCGGCCCGUCUCAUCGACAGUCCCGGCACAACGGGUCGUUCCCUCGACAAGAUUUCUCGUCUCUCGCAACGUGACCGGUAUUCUAGACGAUAUCGCCAUCGCAGCCGGUGACCUCUUUCACUGGCUCAAAUCAGGAGUAGAAGCUGUGAUAGACAUCGUGCGUGACGCUGUCAGCGAUACCUGGCACUUUAUCGCCACCAUCGCCGGUAAGGUAUACCGUGCAGUCUUAGACACCGUGGACGCCAUUGUGGGGGCCGUCGAGUGGGUCUUUAAUGCGAUAAAAACCGCCAUUGAGGAUCUGAUUCACUUUAUUGAGUUUCUCUUCAGCUGGAACGACAUCAAGAGGACCAAGAAUGUGCUCCAUAACGUGGUCAAACUGUACGUGCAGAAUCAGGUGGAUCAAAUCCCCCGGGCUAAAGCCGCCUUCGAUGCCCACGUUGCAGAGGCCGAGCAGACGUUGGGAAAGUGGGCAAAAACCGACUGGACCCCAAUCGGCUCUGCUGCCAGCCAGCCAGCAUCGGGUAAUACCUCUAACCCAGCCAAGGGUCAGACCUCGGGCUCGCGUUUGCUGGCGGACCACUUCCAGAAUCAAGUUCAUCACGUUAGUAUCCUGGGUGAUCUCCCGUCGCAGGAUACUGUUCAGAGCCUCGUUGAUCGACUCUUGACUGGGCUAUCCAACGAAGGUGCCGUCCUCGGACAAGUAUACAGCCAACUUCGAGACCUUGCUAGUCAGUUCAGCAGCCUAAACGUGGGUGACGUCCUCAAGAAGCUUGCCGUGAUAUUAGCCGACGGCGUGUUGUCCAGUGCCCAGGUGGUGGUUGAUGCCUUACUGGAUGUCCUCCAAAGUGUUGCAGAAUCAGCUACCGGCCUCUUGGAUACAAAGAUGCAUAUCCCAAUCAUCUCGGACAUCCUGAAUGCAAUUGGUGUUCCUGACAUCAGUUUCCUUGAUCUAUUCACCUGGAUCGCCGCCGUUGGAUACACUGUGGUUUACAAGAUCGCAAAUAAUGAAGCCCCCUUUCCCGAUACCAGUGAGGUUGGCGCCAUUAUUUCUGCGUCAAGCUGGGAUGAUCUGACGGCUUUGUUUCAGCCAAAGUCUGUCAAGAAGGUCAACAGUAUAGUAGGACGCACUGCAACUUCGGCAUUGAUCACCCUCCCACAGGCCGUGCAGAGCGCACUCUUCAUUGCCUCCCACGCCACCGCUGGAUUUAUGCUUUUUGUCGGCGACAUCGUGGGCUCUCUAGAAGCAGAGAUCAUAGCAGGCGAGAACCCGUUCUCGAUUCCUUCUGCUGUCCUGGGAGUUAUCGUCGCUGCGUUCGAAGGUGGCGGCAAUGCCCUGGUCCCGAAAGCCCCGAUUGAAAACACCGCCGUCAAAGUCAUCUCCGACGUAACGACCGCGGCUACUGUCACCAGCAAGAUUGUUUUCAGCGGCCCCGUUCAGAGCAAGCUCGCAGCAUCCAGCAGCAAGUUCUCUGGACUCGCAGUCGACGAUGGCCGUGCAACGGGCGCAAUUGUGAACUCUAUCCUGAUUAUUCCUGCGUUAUUUGUUACCGGAUGGCACUUCUACGAGUUGAAUGGGAAGCCGGAGGGAGCUGAACGAUCUGCUGCGAUUGUGGGUGAGGUGUCGAGUCUGACCUCGUACAUCUCCCGUGUGUCAUAUGCUGUGGCUGUCAAUGACAUGGAUCCCUCAACUCGACAGAUUCCUAUCGGUGUUAUGGCGGUCAGUAACCUCGUUGAUGCCGGAUUACAGACGGCCGAGUCUAUGAUUCACUAG
Messenger RNA from Aspergillus melleus, 5316 nucleotides. RefSeq lists its product as uncharacterized. Bases 1 to 5316 code for a protein of 1771 amino acids. NCBI's taxonomy places the organism in Eukaryota, Fungi, Ascomycota, Eurotiomycetes, Eurotiales, Aspergillaceae. The transcript has a single exon. The record is from RefSeq and is a predicted model, not a curated record.